CAGUUACUUUUGUUAAAGCAACAUUGCCGUUCAAGCAAGCCUAAUUAUAUACAUCACUAAAUUAUCAAAAGUCUACGGUCUUACUGUGCUGAGGCCAAGUCACCAUGUGAUAGGUUUCUUCAUCUCUACUUUCUUGUCCCCCUAUGCUCGUGCUUAAAACUAAUCAUACAAAUCAUGACUUUUUCUUGUCUAAUAAUUAACAUUCCUUUCCUCAAAUCAAAUGUCCAUGGCAAAGGAUCGAGGUUCUUUAUUCAGUUUUCACUGUUUCUGCUACAUUAUUAUCAUUCUUUCCAUCUGCUCUAUCAUCUUAUCUCUCUCUUGGAGUCAUUGUUGCAGCCAAUGCCAUAAUUCACCAUACCAAGUAAUAGUACAAAAGCAAAACCAACCAAUAAAUCUCCUUUCAUAUCCUUUUGCAUGGAACCACCUUAUGUUUUCCUCAGAGCCACCUUCAAAGUUCCUUAAGAUUGCACUUUUUGUCAAGAAAUGGCCACAGAAAUCUCAUGCAGGUGGGCUUGAACGCCAUGCUCUCACACUCCACCUUGCCCUUGCCAAAAGAGGCCACGAUCUUCACAUUUUCACCACUUCCACAGACUCCUCUUUCUCCAAUUAUUCAAUUAACAACAUACACUUUCACUUCUCCAAACCAACACCUGCUGGUUACCUUGACCAAGCUUUGGUUUGGGAGCAAUUUCAAGCACAAAACUCAACUAGUAAACCCUUUGACAUUGUUCACACUGAGAGUGUUGGACUUAGGUACACGCGAUCUCGAUAUGUUACUAAUUUGGCUGUCACUUGGCACGGAAUCGCAUACGAGACCUUUCAUUCUGACAUCAUUCAAGAACUCCUUAGAACCCCCCAAGAACCACAGACAAAGGCUUUGACUGAAAGAGCUGUGAAGGUUGUUGAAGAGGUCAAGUUCUUCCCAAAUUAUGCGCAUCAUGUUGCCACUAGUGAUCAUGCAGGUGAUAUCCUAAAGAGGGUCUACAUGAUUCCAGAAGAAAGGGUCCAUAUUAUUCUCAAUGGUGUGGACCAACACAUUUUUAGGCCAAAUGUUUCAAAGGGGAAGGACUUCAAGAAGAGGCAUGGCAUUCCGGAUUCGAAGUCAUUGUUGAUAGGACUAGCUGGGAGGUUGGUCAAGGACAAGGGACACCCUUUGAUGUUUGAGGCAUUGAAGCAGAUAAUUGAAGAAAAUAGCACUUUCCAAGAGAGUAGCAUGGUUGUGGUUGCAGGAGAUGGUCCUUGGGGUGCAAGAUACACAGAUCUUGGGGCAAAUAUGUUGGUUUUGGGGCCAUUGGAGCAAGCUGAAUUGGCCUCUUUUUAUAAUGCUAUUGACGUUUUUGUAAACCCCACUUUAAGAGCACAAGGUUUGGAUCACACUUUGCUAGAAGCCAUGCUGACUGGGAAGCCAGUAAUGGCCACUAGGCUUGCAAGCAUUAUAGGAUCUGUAAUUGUUGGCAAUGAAAUGGGUUAUACAUUUGCACCAACGGUGAGUGCUCUAAAGAAGGCCAUAUAUGAGUUAUGGGUUAGUGGGAGGGAAGUUCUAGACAAGAAAGGUCAUGUUGCCUUGCAAAGAGGUGUGCAAUUGUUCACUGCCACAAAAAUGGUGUAUGCUUAUGAGAGACUUUUUCUUUGCUUGUCAAGUGUAACUCAUGAGGAACAUUUCUGUGAAUACCAACCAUAGGA
Messenger RNA from Glycine soja, 1683 nucleotides. RefSeq lists its product as uncharacterized. The coding region runs from base 221 to 1681 and encodes 486 amino acids. NCBI's taxonomy places the organism in Eukaryota, Viridiplantae, Streptophyta, Magnoliopsida, Fabales, Fabaceae. The transcript has a single exon. The record is from RefSeq and is a predicted model, not a curated record.